CAAAAAACAUCAAAAAUUUGGCGGCUGAAAUUUGAAUCUCCUGAGAAAAAUUGUUUAAAAACUGACAAAAUUCCCAAUAAAAAUAGAAUGGCGUCUUUACAAGUAGAAGUUAGAAAACCUGAAUAUUGCUCUUUUGAAAUGAGGAAGGAUUUGAACAACAGUCAUUUUGAGAAACAACAACAACAGGCUAGUGGUUUGGCUAAUGGACAAACACCAAUGGAGAGGCGAAGGAGGAAUAGUGGAAGAAAUAACAUCACUAAUUCCACUAAAAAAUCUACACCUUCAACUUCAUUUACAACAAGAGCACGUAGGUCUAAUUGUCAACAGGUACAACAGAAAAAUGCAAAGGAUGAUGGCGACGGUGUUGUUGAUUUUGAUGAAGUGGACAAUAAGAAUUUUAGUGAUAAUGAUGGAUCGAUUGAAGGAACUAGCAAUUCUACUUCACCAAUUUACACAACAAACGCCCAACAAUUAAAUAACAACAACGAUUCUUCUUUAAUUACUUCUGUUCUUCAAGAAAUUCAAUUGCCUCAUGAUGGUUCUGAUGAUACUUCAUUUGCUCCACAAAUCGAUAAUCAAUCGUAA
Messenger RNA from Meloidogyne enterolobii, 585 nucleotides. Lineage: Eukaryota; Metazoa; Nematoda; Chromadorea; Rhabditida; Meloidogynidae. The record is from the annotation of a GenBank genome assembly.